AUGCAGACGCUCGCGGCGAACCUGCCGAACUUCGACAUCGACAUCGAGGUCGUGGACAAGGCGGCCCUCGCGACGGUCCUGGAGGCCGACGAGGACGCGACGCUCGGCGGCGAGCUCGGCGAGCGCGUCCGCCGCCGUCCGGCCGCGGCCGCGCCCCGCGACGCGCGCUUACCCGCGCAGCUGCGUCGAGCGCCUCUGGCGCGAGGAGGCGAUCCAGGCCAUGCGCGCGCGCCGCGCCCCCCGGCCGGUCCCCCCGGGACGCCGCGCCGCGGCAGGUGGAAGCUGCGGGGCCACGUCCAGAUCGUCGAGUCCGUCGUCUACUUCUUCGAGAAGAUCGCCGAGCUCAAGCGGGGCGACUACGUCGCGACGGUCCAGGACAUCAUGCACGCGCGCGCGCGCCGGCCGCGCCGGGGCGGCCGCCGACCGCGCGCUCGACCGCGCGCGCCCGCGCAGUACACGAUCAAGGGCAAGGACUACGAGAUGUACGACGUCGGCGGCCAGCGCAACGAGCGCCGCAAGUGGGUCAACUGCUUCGAGAACGUGACGAGCGUGCUCUUCGUCGCGUCGCUCAGCGACUACGACGCGAAGAUGUUCGAAGACGAGACGACGAACCGCAUGAAGGACGCGCUCGACCUCUUCGAGGAGGUCUGCGACAACCGCCACUUCUCGAACGUGUCGACGCUGCUCUUCCUCAACAAGCGCGACCUCUUCGCGGCCAAGGUCGCGGAGGUCCCCAUCGGGCGAGCCAACGGCUUCCCGGACUACGCCGGCAAAGCGAACGACUACGCCGACGGCGUCCGCUACUUCACGGACAAGUUCCUGCGGAAGAACAAGGACCCGGAGCGGACGAUCUUCUGCCACGUCACGUGCGCGACGGACACGUCCAACGCGCGUCUCCGCCGCGUCUUCCGGGGGUUCGCGCGCGGGGAGCCGCGCGCGGCCGCAGGUCCGCGCGGUCAUGGACAUGUGCUACCACGUCAUCACCCAGAAGAAGCUGGAAUCCAUCGGCUUCAUGUGAUGCGACGGCCCCCGCCCCCCCGAAGACCCCGUGUGAACCCUAAAUCCCCAUGCCGCCCGUGCACUCGAGCGUGUGGCCCGUGACGUACGUCGCGAGCGGCGAGCAGAGGAGCGCGACGGCGCCCGCGGCCUCGUCCGGCGUGCCCACGCGCCCCAGGGGCACGGUCGCCUUGAGGAGCUUCGGGUCGCGCCAGGCCGCGGCGACGUGGUCCGGCAGGCCCUGGGCCACGUCGACGCCGUCGACGGCGACGGUCUCGGACGCGGCCUGCGUCAUCCGCGUGUCGAUCAUGCCGAACGCGACGGCGUUGCAGCGCACGCCGAAGCCGCCCCACUCCUUGGCCACGGUCUUCGUCAGGCCCGCGACGCCCGCCUUGGCGAAGGCGUAGUUCGCCUGGCCCACAUUGCCGUGGAGCCCGGACGUCGACGACACGUUCACGAUCGACCGGUCCCGCGGCGAGUCGCCGGCGAGGACCUCCGCCUUGCCCGCGUCGCGCAGGUAGGGCGCCGCGGCGCGGAUCAGGCGGAAGGGCGCCUUGGCGUGCACGUCGAGGAUCGCGUCCCACUGGUCGUCGGACAUGGUGUGCACCAUGCCGUCCCAGAGGAAGCCCGCGUUGUUCACGAGGAUGUCGACCCGCCCGUGCGCGCCCGCGGCGUCGCCGAGGAGCGCCUCGGCGAAGCCGUCCUCGGCGACGGAGCCGCCGAAGGCCCGGGCGCUGCCGCCGGCGUUCGCGAUGUCGUCGACGACCGUCUGCGCCACCGACGCGUCGAGGUCGUUGACGACGACGGCCGCGCCCUGGCCCGCGAAGACCUUGGCGAUGGCAGCGCCGAUGCCGCGGCCCGCGCCCGUGACGACGGCUACGCGGCCUGCGAGCAUUGUUAUGUGCAGCGAGGUGCG
Molecule: messenger RNA, 1912 nt
Organism: Aureococcus anophagefferens
Lineage: Eukaryota; Pelagophyceae; Pelagomonadales; Pelagomonadaceae
Exons: 6
Coding region: 1-1101 (366 amino acids)
Biological process (GO): adenylate cyclase-modulating G protein-coupled receptor signaling pathway
Cellular component (GO): heterotrimeric G-protein complex
Molecular function (GO): GTPase activity; G-protein beta/gamma-subunit complex binding; G protein-coupled receptor binding
Source: RefSeq, a predicted model, not a curated record